This is a messenger RNA of Bombina bombina (fire-bellied toad), 3274 nucleotides long. RefSeq names its product proto-oncogene tyrosine-protein kinase Yrk-like. Gene Ontology annotation, cellular component: extrinsic component of cytoplasmic side of plasma membrane. Gene Ontology annotation, biological process: cell differentiation; integrin-mediated signaling pathway; protein phosphorylation. The record is from RefSeq and is a predicted model, not a curated record. NCBI's taxonomy places the organism in Eukaryota, Metazoa, Chordata, Amphibia, Anura, Bombinatoridae. Gene Ontology annotation, molecular function: signaling receptor binding; ATP binding; non-membrane spanning protein tyrosine kinase activity.
UAAAGAAGCGCGUACAGAGGAGAGACGGAGAAAGUCCCAGGGCAGAGAGGCGGAGUAGGAGAAAGGAGAAAACAAGUGUUUUAGAUUAAAAUAAUUAGAUAGAGAGAAGUAACCAUAUAUAAGGGAAGGUGAGUUAGGGUGGAGAGAGACUGUGAGCCAGAAGGAGACGGGAGGGAGAGAUCUCAGAGGGUAGAGAAGGAGGGGUGUGUGAGAACGCUGCAGACCUGAAUCAGGAAGAGAGUGAGAGAGACACAGGCACAGCCAGCAUAAGUCACCCUGGGACCAUUAUAAGGCUGCUUGAUGAUGUCUCUCAUCUGAGCGCUAACACAUUUCAGAAAUGGGCUGCAUUCCUUGUAAGGAGGGGGAAAGUGGGAAGGCGGAGAAUACUUCUCUGGAAAUUCCCCAGCCCCAACGCUAUGGCCCAGACCCCACAGUGCAAUGCAACUCAAGGAUUCAGGCCUACAACCCAGCAGUUGGCACAGUGUCACAUGUAGUGGGAGGAUCUAUGUUUGGCACAGCCCAAAGAGGGGGGGUGACGCUAUUCAUUGCACUUUAUGAUUAUGAGGCACGGACAGAGGAUGACCUAUCAUUUGCAAAGGGAGAAAAAUUUCACAUUAUCAACAACUCUGAGGGUGAUUGGUGGGAGGCUCGAUCCCUGAGUACUGGAAACACAGGAUUUGUUCCAAGUAACUAUGUGGCACCAACAAACUCGAUCCAGGCAGAGGAAUGGUACUUUGGGAAGAUUGGCCGGAAGGACGCAGAGCGACAACUCUUGAGUGUGGGAAAUGCUCGCGGAGCCUUUAUGAUCAGAGAAAGUGAGACUACCAUAGGCACAUAUUCCCUCUCUGUGCGAGAUUUUGAUCCCACAAAAGGAGAUCAUGUCAAGCAUUACAAGAUUCGUAAAUUGGACUCUGGAGGAUUCUACAUUACAACAAGGGUCCAGUUUGACAGCGUAAGGGAGUUGGUGGAACAUUACAGAGAAUACAAUGAUGGUCUAUGUCAUCUACUUACAAAGCCUUGUAUCAACUCAAAGCCUCAAACGCUGGGUCUAGCGAAAGAUGCAUGGGAAAUACCUAGAAAUUCUAUCAGUCUGGACACAAAACUGGGACAUGGCUGCUUUGGUGAGGUUUGGAAGGGAACAUGGAAUGGGUCUAUCAAUGUGGCUGUUAAGACACUAAGAACUGGAACUAUGUCCUCAGAGGCAUUCCUGGAUGAGGCUCAGAUUAUGAAGAAGCUUCGCCAUGAUAAACUAGUGCAGUUAUAUGCAGUGGUGUCUGAGGAACCUAUAUAUAUUGUGACUGAAUUUAUGACCAAAGGCAGUUUGCUGGAUUACCUAAAGGACGGAGAUGGGCGUUACUUAAAGCUCCCCCACUUAGUGGAUAUGGCUGCACAGAUCGCAUCUGGCAUGGCUUAUAUUGAGAGGAUGAAUUAUAUACAUCGUGAUCUCCGUGCUGCCAAUAUCCUGGUAGGUGAAAAUUUGGUGUGUAAGAUUGCAGAUUUUGGACUUGCCCGUCUCAUUGAGGACAACGAGUACACAGCACGGCAGGGUACCAAGUUUCCCAUUAAGUGGACUGCCCCCGAGGCUGCCCUGUAUGGAAGAUUUACUAUUAAAUCUGAUGUGUGGUCAUUUGGGAUCAUGGUGUCUGAGCUGGUGACGAAAGGAAGGGUUCCGUAUCCAGGUAGAAAUAAUAAAGAGACUUUAGAUUAUGUAGAAAGUGGAAAACGUAUGGACUGCCCCCCCCGAUGUCCCUCAUCUCUCUAUGAUAUGAUGUUACAGUGCUGGAAAGUGGAACCUGAUGAGCGACCUACAUUUGAAUACUUGCAGUCUUUCCUAGAAGAUUACUUCACUGCUACUGAACCCCAGUACCAGCCAGGAGACAAGAUUUAGAACCAUAAAUGAGGCCGGCCCUAGAACUGCAGUUAAGAUUAACCAGAAGGAAAGCAGCUAAAUAAAUAGAUAAAGAUCACUUCUAGGAUCAAUGUAAACCUAUCUAGAUCAAGGAGAAACUCAUGCAAUUAUCAUCAGGAAAAGAAACUGGAGUCACUUAUAGGGAUCAUGGAAGAAACCUCAAUGAAAGAAAGAAGUCAGCUUUUUGUAGUGUGUCUCAUAUGUGUUAAAGGGACAUUAAACCCAUUUUUUUUCUUUCAUCUAGUUUGCUUAAUUCUUUAGACAUCCUUUGUUGAAGAAAUAGCAAUGCGCAUAGGUGACCCAAUCAAACAAGGAAUAUAUGUGCAGCCACCAAUCAGCAGCUACUGAGCCUAUCUAGAUAUGAUUUUCAGAAUGAAGCAAAUUAAAUAAUAGAAGUAAAUUAGAAACAUGUUUAAAAUUACAUGCUCUUUCUAAAUCAUGAUAGAAAAAGUUUGGGUUCCAUGUCCCUUUAAUGUCAGGCACUGGUUAACCUUAUUAAAUGUAAAAAGGCAGCUUGCAAUGUCUCCUUUAUGUUUGUAUAUUACAGCACAAGCCCAUGAAAAGCCUCCCAAGGUCCAACCUCGAUGCUGUUAUGGGCACCAAAAGGACCUGUAAUUAGUACAAUUAAAACACUGACAUGUAAGACUAUAUGAUAACAUCUGAAACAAGAGAAGAGUCCAUAUUAAACGACUGGUGUCAUAUACCAAGAAGAAGUGGUGAUUAUUUACCCUAACAGUAUCUAGGGUAUCAAUUUCCAGCACCUUGGUAUAGCACUAUAACUUGUGAAAGAACAGUUAUUUUCCAAAUAGUCAUAGUUUAAUAUGCAAAGGACAUAAUUAGAUAUGUAUUUAAUCAAAGAAGCAUAUCUAAUACCAUUAUGAGACAUCCAGAGUCUGCACAGCACGGUGACAUUAAAUCCUGAUAUUACUCCUGUUCUAGAGGAAGCAGAUGCUUUUAUUAUACUGUUAUGGACUGAACUGUUUAGCGCUAGAGGGGCCAGCCUCUAUGUCCCAUAUCAUUAUCACUGUGAAGGAGAAUGUGGAUUAUGGGAACCUUGUUUUCCCUUAACUGUGACCAAAUGAUUUUGUUUGAAAAGAAUCCAGAAACAGUAUCUGGGACAAAGAGACGUUCUGCUUAUUUGUUUGCUUUUUCGUCUCUCACAUUCCACUUUUCUCUAGAUUGUGCGCUCAUUGGCAGAGCUCAUAACUUGACAUUAAAUGAUAUUUAGCGCUGCGGAAUCUGUUGGCGCUCUACAAAUAACCGAUAAUAAUAAUAUUUGAAUCUGUGAUGUCAUGAUCAACUAUAAUUUACAGUAUCUCUACUUGUACAGAGUUGGCAUUUUAAGAAUAAAUUAUUAUACAUGUA